CGCGAGCGAGCGUUUCGGCAAGCCCAGCUGGGCGGCCUACAGGCGCUCGUUCCAGUAUUGCAGUAGUUCCGUAGAAUUUUAGUAUACUUCAGUGGUUCCACAGAUGGUUCUCUCCAGGUUCCAGAGUUGGCAUGUAUUUCAGUCAAAUGGAACAAGUUUGAAAUUUAGCGAGAGCGAGAACGGACGUAAAGUAAAAGUUAAAGUUGUAGUUGGAUAUAGGCUCAAGCUCCAGUAGUAGAGUCUAGUGCAAUGUGCAAUGAAAAAAGUGCGCGGCAAUAAAAAAUGAGCCGACUAUCGAUAAUAUCGAUAUCGAUCAUAUCGAUGUGUCAAAUGUGCCAAAUGCUCCAAAAUGUGUGCAACGGCAAACUGCAAAUGUGUUAAAGUUGUCAAACGGCUUGAAAGAGUUGAAAGAGAGAAUCACGACGGUGACGGGGGUGGUGAUGGCAUCUAACAACGAAUCUCAAAUCCUCGCCGUGAUCGGUGAUCGUGAUCUGAUGACAGGCGGUAACGAGUAUGCGCAGCUGUCGUUACCGUUGUCACAGUCGUCGAGUAAAUCUGGUAAGCCCUAAACCCUAAACCCUAAACCCUAAACCCUAAACCCUAAACAACGAUAAAACGAUCGCGUUUCUACGUAUGUAUGUACAUUCAACAACGUCGGGCUGAUCGCUGAUCGCGCUGAUGGUCGUGAAAAGAUCAGAGCCCUGGCCAAAGAGACAUACACAAGAUCUGUCGCAUAAACCGCGUUCUCGAUGUCGAUGUCGUCCGCGACACGUUUAGCUUUAGCUCGUAUGUGUCACCUGGAACUGGAAGUAACGCACCAUCACCGUAGCUCGUCGUUGGCGGGACAUGUGCUCGAGAGCUUUUCAGCUUUCUCAAGAUUCACGUAUCUCGAGUCUUCUUUGUCACCUGCGAUGACGCCGCGAGCUUUUUAAACAUGUGAUAUGACUUGAUUAUCACUGACCAGUGACCACGUUCCAGGGCCACGAACGAUCAAGUCCGAUGACUUUCAGUAGAAGCAUGCAUGUAUAUGGAACAUGGGAAGACGCGUUAUAUAUAUAUAUAUAUAUAUAUGCUCGAGUAUUCUUCUACCUUAGAAAAUAUGCGAGAUUGUGUGUAGAUUUACAGAAUUAUUAGAACGUGAAUAAACACAAAAAAUGAUGAUACUAGACUUUUGUUGAUGAGCUUGUAACGAACAUCAGACUAUACUCUCGUACAAUGGAUAUUGGCGUUGUCAAAAUUGCAGAAGAUAAAGAUUUUGAGAAAUUGAAGCAGUUGUAUGACGAUAAUAACAACUGGAAAUUAGAUUAUAACAAGCCUGAUCUAUCUGUUUGGACAAAAUCCGUCCCAGGAAUUAGUUUUAGAAUGGUGAAGAUUAGAACGCGUUUCCCCGAUAUUUCACCAGAAACCCUGUACGACGUUUUACACGAUCCUGAAUAUAGAAAAGUUUGGGACACUCAUAUGAUUGAAUCGAAAGAUAUAGGGUUUUUUAAUCCAAACAACGAUAUUGGUUAUUAUUCCAUGGCAUGUCCGUCUCCGUUAAAAAAUAGAGACUUUGUCCUGCAACGAUCUUGGUUAGAUACCGGUAUAGAGCAAUUGAUAUUGAAUCAUUCCGUUUAUCACAAAGAUUACCCACCUAGGAAACACUUUGUACGAGCAACGUCUUACCUCACAGGCUAUAUUGUAAGGCCUUCGCGCAAUGGAGACGGUUCCGAGUUGGGUUACGUAUCGCACACAGAUCCACAUGGCAAAUUACCUGUGUGGCUCGUUAAUAAAGUUACACAAAUAUUUGCCCCUAAAAUGGUAAAAAGAUUGCAUAAAGCCUCUGUGGGCUACCCAAGCUGGAAAGUACUUAAUAAUCCAAAUUUUAAGCCUUGGCAUUAUCCUGAGCAAAUAAUGGCACCUAGAAUACGUAUCGAAGAAUGCGUAAAAUCUGCAGAAGAGAAGAAUUCAAAAUAUAAUUAUGUAGACGAAUCUGAUUUAAAGGAAAGUUUGAUUAGAGAAUCUGUCGCAAUGGAUAGCGAUUAAUUUAUAGCGAUAUAAUAGAGAGACAUGAGGAUUUUUAGGUAAGUAGGAUAAUAGUGACUGGAAUAAUAAAAACAGUGUAAUGGAAAGUUUUAGUUGCAGUAUUACAGAUGAAACGUAACGGACACGUUGUACACGUAUUAACAAGUUCGAUUUGCAUACGUCUUACAUGAUAAAUUUUAAUUACACAUAACGUAACAUUUAAUAUUAUAUAACGUUAAAAGUUAAGGCCACACAGUUAUCAUGGCGUGAAAUCGCCUUAUGUGCGGACACGGCUGUAUGUAAACACGUCAAUAAGAAAACUAUCGGUGGCCUGCUUUGCAUUAGGCACUACGUUCAAGCCAAGUAAUGUUGUUGGUAUUGUUAAAGCGCGCAAAUACAAGUAUAAUAAGAAGAUGCCGCACAAUAUGGAAGGUAUACUUGAAACUCUUUUUAUAAUUUAUAUCACAGUGCGAGGUCGCGUAUGCCUUGAUAUAACCAUCUGAUCCAUCUUCUAUAUUGUGGACAUUGUAUACGUUAUUGUUACUUAUUAUACAUAUAUUACUAAAUCUUAAAAAAAAAUUAUAUAUAUAUACAUACAUACACAAAGUACGUGCAACUUUUUCUAGUAUCAAAGAAUGUAAUGCGAGUAGAGUUGGUAACAAGUUUUCAAAUGCUUUGAUAAAAAUCGGAAGAUUCAGCUAUAGCACUUCCGUCAAAGCGACAUGGAUGAAAGCGACGUUGUUGUAAAGGACAUGUUUGUUUUUAUUGUAAAAAACAGAUGGGCAUUUUUUUUCUAUCCGCAGAUGCCUAGAUGUUACACGUUUAACGUAAAACAAACGGCUUAAUAUCGAUAAAUUCGAGUAUACAUAUACGCACACAUAACUCGACCGAUUCUCCACGUGUCAUUUUAAUAGAGUUUUAUUCGUAAUGUUUAUAAUUGUUUACCACUUCUUUUGGCAAGUGUGCCAAGAAGGCGUACGAACAAAAAUGCGAGUAUAAAUGAUAAAUGGUACCACAUUUCUUUCAUAGUCUCCUGAUUUUACGUAUAGUAAAUAUGUGGGAGAGAGUUAGUGUAAGACCCGUGUCAAACUUGAACAGUGUAUUAAGAAGGUGAAAAGGAACAACGUUUCGUGUUUAAGGUUCGAUCGAUACCGCAAAAACAAAAGAUUCGGGCAACGCGGCGUUGAAAGGUGCAGAUAGGAGAAAGUAAGCAAAAAAAAAAAAAAAAAAAAAAGAUGGCAGAUUAUAUAUGUUCGCCAAGUUUGAGACAAACAAUUUUUAGAAAUACUUUGUAUGGUACAUUUCACUAUACAAAUGGAUGUAUGCUAAUUUAAUUAAUUAUUAACCAACUAACAACGAGACGGCCUAGAAACUUGUAGAUAUACCGUAAGGCUAAAACUUGAUAUACACAUAUACGUCAAAUCUUAAUUUUUACAUUUCUUCGGUCUUUGGAAAAUAUACAAGAUCUACGCAAUAAAUAUUUAUAGGGCGUAAUCGAUUACUUUGUAAAGGUCACAAUAAAACGUUUUCAAACGGCUUUAUUUAAAUAAUUAUUAUACAUAUAUACAGAGAAGAGGUUAUUCAUAUAGAGAGUCAAGUACAGUAUCGAUAAUGCAAAGUGAAGGAAAAGUCGAGAGCAAUAUUGACUCUGUUAUAAAGAGGACUUUGAAAAGCGAGGCCUGUGCAACCCUGCAAAUUUACGAAAUUUACGAAUUAUUUAAUAUUUAAUUUUUAUUGUCUAGCUUUCUUUCCCGUGAAAUGGCAAUGAAAUGAAAUAUGUAUAUCAUCGACUAAAAUAUGUGUGUCAUCGGCAAGUUUUUUAGGGAAGCAAACGGUGUAACAAAAUUCGCUUCACAAUCUCGUAUUUCCUUUAUUAUAGGUUUUCAUAAUUCGCGGGCGGCGAGUAUUUUAAUAUUAAUGAGGCAGUAUUGAUCAUUAUAUAAUUCUCUUGAAUACAUAAUCUUAUCUUAUGAA
Molecule: messenger RNA, 3978 nt
Organism: Temnothorax curvispinosus
Lineage: Eukaryota; Metazoa; Arthropoda; Insecta; Hymenoptera; Formicidae
Product: START domain-containing protein 10-like
Exons: 8
Coding region: 1216-2025 (269 amino acids)
Molecular function (GO): lipid binding
Source: RefSeq, a predicted model, not a curated record